AUGGCCACAGCAGAUGUCGUACCUCCACCCGCAGAGGCGGCCCCAGCUUUACCAGAUUACCUUGUAGAUCCGAAUGCAGUUCUAGGCGACACUGCAGACUGGAGAUAUGGUCGGGCUCCAGACUAUUCAAACACCCGGAGGGUGUAUGAGGAAACAAAGACUAAAAGCCAUGAAGCGGCGAGUUUACCAAACCUAGUCGAGAAUCUGGUCAAGAAUUGGGAAGUAGAAGCAAGUUUCAAGAGCAACAUCAACGAUUGGCGGACCAUCGACAGACCCAAUUACACCUUUGCGAUCAAUGGCGGCCCUCCACAGUCUGCAGAGCAUAUGCUCAAAGUGGGAACAUACAAUGCUAUCAUUGCUCCCAACCAAUACUACAGCCCCGAAAACUCGGAUUUCGCUACAAGCCACAAAACGUUCAAGCGAAUGAUGCCUACUUUCGCAUGGGAGGUGCUGGAGGUUUACAGCGGGCCUCCAGUGGUAGCAUUCCGAUGGCGCCAUUGGGGUACAAUGAAGAAUGAUUAUGUUGGUUUCAAUGACAAAGGAGAAAAGGUUACCGCGAAGGCCCAUGGAGGUGCGAUCGACAUCCAGGGAGUAACGAUAGCAAAGGUCGACGAUAGAGUUCGUCUACAGAGUGUUGAAACUUGGUUCGAUCCUCUGGAAAUGUUUCGUCAGAUUGCUCCGAAGGGUAUAGUCAACAAGACUAUUGUCACUCCCAAGGAUGCCACUUCACCAUCGCCUGCCAACGAGAAGGAGAGUGCUGUUGAGAAGAAGGAGGUUGUUGACGCAUCUUUGUCCAGAGAAAAGGUGUCUCAUAAUAUCGAAGAGAAGAAAGACGGAUUGACACCGCAUAUUUUGAGCAACGACAAUCAGGCUGUGGAGUCCAAGAACGAAAAUGUUACAUCUGAGUCCUCAGCCGAUGCAAAACAGAUUACCGAGGAGAAGAAGGACAGCUCCCCAACACCGCUACCAGAAACUUCAAGCCAGGACACCGAAGAAAAGGAAGAGGAUGCUCCAAGUCAAUCCAUAGAGAGCAACAUUCUGAUCACCGAGAAAAAGACAGAAAACGUGGCCACACAACCUUCAGUCAAGGACACUCAAAGCCCUGUACCCGUCAACGACGAAUCUACCCAACAAGUCUUCAACAAAGAUUACAAGCUCCCCGCUGAGGAGAAGAAGGACAUGGUAACAGCUUCAGGCGCUGGAAUCGAAGAAAAGGUAUCCGCCGAGCAUGAGCAGAAACUUGAACCUGGCGCCGCAGUUGUUGAACCGAAAGAUAGUGAAGAGGUCACGAGAGUACAUGAGGAGAUGAGUAGAAUUGGGAUCUCGGAGUGCCCGUUUUUGAUGAAUAGGGAGUGA
Glarea lozoyensis ATCC 20868 is the source of this 1356-nucleotide messenger RNA. Its product is annotated as NTF2-like protein. The coding region runs from base 1 to 1356 and encodes 451 amino acids. The transcript is spliced from 4 exons. The record is from RefSeq and is a predicted model, not a curated record. Lineage: Eukaryota; Fungi; Ascomycota; Leotiomycetes; Helotiales; Helotiaceae.